Molecule: messenger RNA, 5861 nt
Organism: Schistocerca serialis cubense
Lineage: Eukaryota; Metazoa; Arthropoda; Insecta; Orthoptera; Acrididae
Product: collagen alpha-1(XVIII) chain-like
Exons: 28
Coding region: 83-3481 (1132 amino acids)
Source: RefSeq, a predicted model, not a curated record
GUCGGCGCGGCAGCGAGCAGACGUACCAGCAGUCAGCUGCUCUGCUCCCAGUGCGACGGGCGACGAGAGACUCACUGCCGCCAUGGCGGCAGCCGCCGGACGCCACGGGGACUUCGACUACGUUUGUCCGCGAAGGAAUGUUUCAACUGAAGACAGAAGAAUGCUGAAUUCUCCUUCGACUGCAAGCAGGAAACGGCAUCAGAGGUGGAUGCUGAGCUUCGCAGCCUUCGUCGCCGUGGCCUUGCAGACCGUCCUCAGCGCCCAAGCGAUGGACUCUCUCCUGGAGCAGUACGACCUGCUGCGGCAGGUGAAGAACUCGUCGCUGGAGCCGGAGACCGCCCCGGACGGCUUCUCCGCCUUUAAGCUCUCGCCCACCACCGACUUCAGCUCGCCGGCCGAGGACUCGCUUCCCGCCGAGCUGUACCCAGAGUUCGCGCUCAAGGCCGUCUUCAAUCCGACCGACGACCAGGGCGGCUACCUCUUCUCCGUCACCGAUCCCGGAAAUGAGAAGGUGCUGCUGGGCCUCAAGAUCGGGCCGGCGGAGGGGGACCAGUCUCGCGUGACCAUCGAGCGGGACGGCGAGGAGGCGGCCAGCUUCCUGGUGCCGGCGCUGGGGCAGCGCUGGUCCAGGCUGGCGUUCCGCGUCGCUCCGGGCAACGUGACGCUCUUCCUCAACUGCAAGCAGCACGGCGAGCCCGUGGCGGCCGGCGGCGCGGGAGGGCCGCUGCCCCUGCCCCAGGGCUCCACGCUGCGAAUCGGAGGGCCCAAGGCCUUCACGGGCGUCGUCCAGGAGCUGCGAAUCUUCGGGGACCCGUCCGUGGCUGCCGACAAGUGCGACGAUUCCGUCCUGGGGGCGCUGAAUUCCGUGGAGCCGCAGGACGACUUCCUCGAGGGCGACGACUGGGACAAUGACGAGGCCAGUACAGGCGGCCCGCCGUUCAUCACGCCGCCUCCCCCGCCGGCAAUACUGGAGAUUCCGAUUCCGGGACCGCCAGGAGAAAAAGGCGAUGCUGGCCCUCCGGGUCCACCAGGGGAGUCGAUUCAGGGCCCUCCAGGUCCGCCUGGACCACAGGGACCACCGGGCCCCGUUCCAGAGCUGGAUCUUGAGAAGCUUCGUGGACCACCUGGACCACCUGGCCCGCCGGGCGUCUGCGACUGCAAGGAAUCUAACGAAACCAUCUACGACGGUUAUCCCAUUGAAGUAGAACCGCCUCCAAUUCCGGGCUUGGAGACAUCCCCGGGUCCACCAGGGCCCAAAGGAGACACUGGAGAAGCCGGGCCUCCAGGUCCAGCAGGGCCACCUGGACCACAAGGACCUCCAGGGCUUGACGGAGCGGCUGGUCCACCAGGACCGCCAGGACUACCUGGACCGCCCCCGGAUGUGGAGGAGCUCAAGAAGCUGGCGGUUGCCGGACCGCCGGGCCCAGCGGGAGAGAAGGGAGAGGUGGGACUUCCCGGACUGCCUGGAGCGGCGGGCGAACAGGGGCCAGCGGGCGAGGCUGGACCUCCAGGCCUGGACGGCGCGCCUGGACUCCCCGGAGCACAGGGACCUCCUGGGCCUCAGGGUCCUGUAGGACCGAAAGGCGACCAGGGAGCGCCGGGCUUGGACGGCACCCCGGGGAUACCAGGAGCUGACGGCAAGGACGGCGCCAAAGGAGACAGGGGUGAACCCGGAGCGCCUGGCUUGCAGGGUCCUCCAGGGCCCCCGGGACCAGCGCUGGAACCUCCCAGCUUCAAUGAGGUAGCACCAGUUCCAGGACCGAAGGGAGACCGUGGCGAUCCUGGUCCAAAAGGAGAAGUUGGAGCGCGGGGCCCUCCCGGUCACAAUGGCACUGCAGGGGCCAAGGGACCUGCAGGGCCGCCCGGCACACCUGGGGCACAGGGUCCUCCGGGAGCGAAGGGAGACCGCGGGGACCGCGGGCUGCCGGGCGUCCCUGGAGAGGCCGGUCCCCGAGGAGAGCCCGGGCCUCCGGGCGCUGUGGCCGUGGCGGAGGGCGGCGCGCCGCAGCUAAAGGGCGACAAGGGCGCACCCGGCCGGCGGGGGCGGCGCGGCCUGCCCGGACCGCAGGGGCCGCCCGGACCCACGGGGCCAGCAGGGCCACCCGGCAUGGACGGAUUUCCUGGACCUAAGGGCAACACUGGAGCUCCCGGGAUACCCGGCCGUGACGGCGUCAAAGGCGACAGAGGAGAAAGCUGCGAAGCUCCCAAGCUGAAGGGCGACAAGGGAGACCCCGGCGUGGGCUUGCCGGGCCCUCCAGGACGCCCGGCGCCGCCCUGCAACUGCAAGACGGCCUACAUACCCGUGCCCGGGCCCCCGGGUCCUCCAGGUCCGCCGGGUCGCCCUGGACUGUCCUAUGAAGGACAGAAGGGAGAGCCAGGGGAACCUUGCAGGAACGGCUUCCGCUUCCUGCAGUACGACGACCCCAGCGCUGGCAAUACAGGUCCUAUGGAGCACGAGAUGUACGGAAACGGCCCACAGUUCCGCCCGCUGGAGGUGAACAGGCAGAGCGAGAAGAAGCCGCACCACAAGGAGCCUGACGUCAAGCUGAUACCCAGCACCAUCUCUUUCCGCACCAGCAACGACAUGUUCCAGGUGACGGAGACGACGCCGCUGGGCACCCUGGCCUUCGUGCUCGCCGAGCAGGCACUGCUGGUGCGCGUGGACCCCGGCUGGCAGUACGUGCAGUUGGGCCUGACGAUGACGGCGCCGAGCAAGGGAGCAGCCGCUCCCACGCCCGUCACCACCCCGCGACCUCCACCACCGCCGCCACCACCAGCGCCACGGAAGCGCCUGCUACACCUCAAGGCCAUCAAUUUCGUCGACGAACCCAGUCUGCGGCUGGCGGCGCUGAAUGAGCCGCUGGCCGGCGAGAUGCAGGGCGUGCGCGGCGCCGACCACGCGUGCUACCGGCAGGCUCGGCGCGCCGGUCUGCGCGGCACCUUCCGUGCGCUGCUCGCCUCGCGCGUCCAGGACCUCAGCUCCAUCGUGCGGCCCUCCGACCGCCGGCUGCCCGUCGUCAACAUCAAGGGCGAGAUGCUCUUCCACUCGUGGAAAGAAAUGUUCAACGGGAAAGAAGGACUGCUGCCCGAGGAUGCAACGAUAUACAGUUUCAACGGGAAGAACAUAAUGAAGGACAGCAUGUGGCCUACCAAGAUGGUGUGGCACGGUUCGAGGCCCGACGGCGAGCGCCGCACGGACGCCUACUGCAACGCGUGGCAGUCGAGCGGCGGCGAGGGGCUGGCGGCGUCUCUGGCGUCGCGACGCCUACUGGAGCAGGCGCGCGCGCCCUGCCGCAGCCGCCUCGCCGUACUCUGCAUAGAAGCCACCAGUCAGCUUUCCUACCGGCGCCGCCGCAAGACAGACGCUGGUGAAGGCAGCGGCGGCGGCGGCGGCGGCGGCGGCGUGGCAGAGGGCGGCGAAGGCGUCCGCGAGAAGGAAGAAGCCGUCCCAGCGCAGGGGGACAGCGGCAGGAGCGAGUAGUGUCCCCACAAGCUACAAACGAGGCGUCGCCUUAAAGUCAAUCGUGGCGAUAACGCCACAUACUACUUGUACCAGAGGACUAUUGUGAACAAAAACUCAGGUGUCUCCCCUGUUCUAGCUUCGGUCUCUGCCGAACAAAGUUUCAUCGACACGAACUAUCAUCGACACACGGCGAGUGUCCCGAGUGUUUACAUAAACUGGGCAAAAGUAUGUUUACAGUGUGUUUUAAAAUUACGCAGACAGUUUUUCAGUGAGUGUGGAACUUCUACUGUGUGCCAAAUGGACCUUACUAAAUAAUAUUCUUCUCAGGUGUAUAGCCGGAUCAUAACGCCAUCUUGACACAAUAUUUCCGCCGUCCAGCUGGCCGCCAUCUUCAGGUGAGAGUGCUGGUACACGACCUCGCCGGUUCUGACUUCUCAGCGCAAGUGGUGGCCCCUAUAUAGGCCGCAGAAGGCCUACAACGCGUGCUCGAGAAGGUGCCGUAACUGCCCUCUAGCGCAAGUAAACAUACCUCGCCGCCAGUGGUAGAAACAGGCGAGAUCGAGAUAUCGCUAUUGGUCAGACAAUCCGGACCAUUCAGGACCGAUGUGUUGAGCACCAGCGGCACACACGGUUGCUUCAACAAGAGAAAUCUGCAGUGACGGAGCACUGUCUCACCGAGGGACAUAGAAUGCUGUAUGACGAGACACAAAUGGUUGCCCCUGCUACUGGGACUGUGUUUUAAAAGAAUCCAUAGAGAUUCGUUUAUCUGGUAAUCUUAUUAAUAGAGACAAGGGUUAUCUUUUAAGUAAGACUUGGAACCCAGUGUUAUCAGACAUUAAAAAACAACGGUCUGUGUUUCGAUCAUCGGAAUAAUUUUUAAUUUUUGAUAGCGAUAUCUCGAUUUCGCCUGUUUUUACCACUGGCGGCGCGGUAUGUUUACCUGCGCUAGAGGGCAGUUACGACACCACCUCGCGCACGCGUUGUGGGCCUUCUGCGGCCUAUAUAGGGGCCGCCGCCUGCGCUGAGAAGUCAGUUCCGGCGAGAUCGUGUACCAGCCCUCUUACCUGAAGAUGGCGGCCAGUUGGACCGCGGAAAUAUUGUGUCAAGAUGACGUUAUGAUCAGGCUGCACACCCGAGAAUAAUAUUAUCAAUUAUUACGCCGGGAAAGCCUUCGUAAUCACAACGGACCUUACCACUCGUGCACCAAGUCUUCACCUAGGAACUUCGCAGUCGUGCAACAUUGCACUAUAGAGCCACGGCUGUAACAAAAAUCCCACCCCCUCCCCGCAACUUCCUCUUACGAAAAUUUUAUCUUGCAUCAGGAUCUCAAAAUUGGUUUGAAUCAGUUUAUGACGUACUUUCACAAUACCCACUAGUUGUGAUAACAAACAUCACCUCCGUAGCCGACUGGUCACUGCUUUGGCUGUUGCGAGGCGGAUCUGACAUCUAUUCUUGGUAAUCUCAAGGAUUUGUACAUCAAGACCUUACAGAAUACACUCUGCCUCGAGAAGACAGUUGAUAAACUCCUUAACGCUAAGUAGUUCAUCAGUUUUGUGAAAGUCGACAUUAACGGCCAGAAGAUCUCUGUAUGCAAACCAAAUGUAACUACAUGACGACAGCCAAUGACAGUUUCAGCUUCAAAUAUCGGUCUACGUAACAGCAGAGUGUGUAAUUCCCAUACACUGUUUACUGACAGUCCCAUACACAAAAAGAAUUUUCCAAAUUGAUACAGCUGUGCAUGUUAAGUGAAGCAAAGAAUCAUUAAAGCCACAGAGAUUCAGGCGAGGAGCUCAUUUUGGCGAGUAAGAUUUGGGAAUUUAAAUUCAUUAAUUUGUCAUAGAGUUUGACGUUUGUACAAAGUUCAGAGACCAAUUCCAUCUGCUGCUGGACGUUUUAAUGCACUUAUUUCAGUGAGUCAUGCCAGAUAGAAACGCAGGAAAUACAACAAACAGCUCCCGAAUAAAAUCUCAAAAUGAGAUUUCUGUACAACUGAAUAAUUAUUCGAUUACGCACUUGCACAUAACGAACAAGAACUAAUUGCACAAGAAAUAACUAGCAGUUAUCACGGGAAUUGUAUUGCUGGAUCCGUGAUAAAAUUAAGUAAAGAUUAGUACAGGAGUAUGUUACAGAUGGCACGCGACGUGAUGAUGUGCGUACAGCAAUAUACUCAUCAUCCAAGUGAGGACAAUUGUAUUUUCACCUAACGUUUCUUGAUAUCGAAUUCGUGAAGUAUGUCGCGUAGUGUUUAAAACUUUUUUGUACUGAUAAAUUAUUUUAGUUACUUAUUAUAUGUAUUGUAAGCUGUAAUUAAAUUAUUGUCAGAAUAAUGUGUAAUAAUAUAUGUGUAUACUAGUCAAUAACAAACUUUAAUCACUGUCCUCUGUAAAAAUCUUUCAUU